Messenger RNA from Strongylus vulgaris, 729 nucleotides. NCBI's taxonomy places the organism in Eukaryota, Metazoa, Nematoda, Chromadorea, Rhabditida, Strongylidae. The record is from the annotation of a GenBank genome assembly.
UUGAUCUCUUCAGGAGCGCUUAUCAUCGGUUCGGAAGUGAAAUGCACUGAACAGUUGUGCGAUCGGAUUGAAUACUUCCCUCCAGGAUGCUGUGCUGUUGUGCCAAUUCGUAAUCGAACGAGAUCAGUUGCUGUUCAAAACUACUACGCAGUUCCGUGUGUCGCGGAUCGUUUUCUUACUAUGAAUAAUGCUCAGACGCUUAUUCGAGAAAUUCUUAUAACAUCUGUUGAAAAACGCCUAAUGGGCAAUAGGCAAUUCGGGUUCAUGCUCUCUGGAGGACUUGAUUCUUCCUUGAUCGCGUCGAUUGCUACAAAAUUCCUCAUUAAGGUAAGCCACAUUGAAGAGGAUGGGUUAAUCUUACGUUUUAUACUACAUAUACAAGAACUAAAAUGGGUAUUUGAGCUUCAAAUUUUGCAGAAACCGGUUGCUUUCUCAGUUGGAUUCGAGGAUUCGCCAGAUUUGGAAAAUGCCAGAAGAGUAGCAGAAUAUCUAGACAUACCUCAUGAAGUUCUUGUUAUCACACCUCAAGAGUGCAUCGACGUUGUUCCCGAUGUGAUUUAUGCAUUGGAAACAUUUGACCCAUUGGUAAUUCGUUGCGGAAUCCCUCAUUAUCUCCUUUGCAAGCACAUCGCUAGGACAUCUGAAGUCAAGGUGCUUCUGUCGGGUGAGUGCGGUUUUUUGCAGUUGGUGGGCCAAAUCCUGCCAAUUUUGAGCUACCGCGAAGCUUAA